GCGCCAUGGGUGUCUGCUACAGCAGUGCCGCCGCCCGCUUCAGGAAAUGCAACGGCGGCACCGUGGGCAAGGUCGGGCAGGAAGCCUCCCAGGAAGCCUCCGGCGUAGAAUAUGGAUUGUCCAGCGCUCAACGGCAUGGGAUGCAUCAUGGGGGAUGCAUCAUGGAGGAUUGCAUUGCGGCGGAGUACUGCCAUCAGGGGUCGGUAUCAAGCAAGGGUGGGUCCAGGACGCGUCGUGCCGGGCCAAGCAACGGCGACAGGGCGUGUACACGAUGGAACAGGGCGAUUGUUUACACCGUAUGUAGCACGGAUCCUGCAGCAAAUGGCAACGCCGCCAGGCACAUGUCCGACGUCAAUGAAGGCUGCGCGGUCCCCAGACAGCGGGCGCAGGCUGGGGCGCGGCGUCGUGAAACUGGUGGAGCAGCCCAAUUUAGCGGCUAUAAAUAGGGCGAAACGGCGCUGCAGACCCUGGCGCCUGGAUUAUUGCGUGCGGAAUCUGGGGCGGGUUGCGCUUGGACUCUCCUCGAACGAGCCUCGUCUUCCACCGCGAAACCCUCCACGCCCGGCUCCAGCUUCCGCGCCUCUCUCCACCUGGCUCAAAAGCCGCCCGCUGCCUCCAAUCGCUGCCACUGCAACUCCUGAGAGCUUCGUGCGUCUGUAUCAUCUCUCUUUCCCUCCCUCGCAGCACCCCUUCCACACAGCCGUCCGGCCCAGCAACCUCGACCGCAAUCAACAUGCCAGGAGUCCGUAAGUGGCCGCUGCCUCCCCUCCAGCCUCAUGCUGCAGCUUCCCGCACUCUCUGUUUAUCGCAUCGAGCUUCAAAUCCCUCAU
Molecule: messenger RNA, 830 nt
Organism: Mytilinidion resinicola
Lineage: Eukaryota; Fungi; Ascomycota; Dothideomycetes; Mytilinidiales; Mytilinidiaceae
Exons: 1
Coding region: 112-750 (212 amino acids)
Source: RefSeq, a predicted model, not a curated record